AUGAGAUCCGUGCUUCAGGACCAGAAGACUGCCCUCAUCACCGGAGCCGCGCCGGGGUUGCGAAGCUCUGCCGCAGCAAAGGCAUGCACCUGGGCACUUCUGGACAUCGACCAGGAGAAUCUGGCCACGGUGACGACGGAGGUAUUUGUGAUCCGUGUUGCGGACACUGAGAUCUGGAAAGCGACCGACCAGCAAAUCACCGAGCUGUUACCGUCGAUCGACCUGGUGGUGUUCCAUGCCGGGAACAGGAUCUACGCCCCAGGGAUAGGAGACUGGCCCUGUAUACACAAGCCCUGGUGCGAUGGUGACUAUUGGCACCAGCGGGAUGCACUCCCGUCCGGCCGCGGAGCACGCAGUUCCUAUGGGAUGCAAACUGACAGCUUUACACUGGCUCUGAACGAGCUCUCACGUUCACGGCAUUGA
This is a messenger RNA of Penicillium canariense, 423 nucleotides long. RefSeq lists its product as uncharacterized. Lineage: Eukaryota; Fungi; Ascomycota; Eurotiomycetes; Eurotiales; Aspergillaceae. The coding region runs from base 1 to 423 and encodes 140 amino acids. The transcript is spliced from 2 exons. The record is from RefSeq and is a predicted model, not a curated record.